AUGGCAAUUGGAGUGGCGUUGAUCGGAGGAGGAAUCUGGGCGAGGGAAGAGCACUUGCCAGCGAUACUCGCCUCGGAGCACCUGGAACUAAAGGCUAUUUAUUCUCGGUCGCUGAAAUCUGCAGAAGAUACUGCCAAGGCCUCGGGGAAGCAGGUUGAGCUGUAUUCCGAGGACUCGAAGCAAGGAUACAACGAGGUGCUGGGCCGGGAGGAUGUCGACGCAGUAAUCAUAGCAGUCCUCAGACUUCCCAUCGUUUCUCAGGGCGGUUAUGUCAGCGCAGCCCUUAAGGCAGGAAAACAUGUUCUGUCCGAGAAGCCCGUGGCCGAGAGCGUUGCAGAGGCGGAGUCAUUGGUCAAGUGGUAUCGUGAAGACAUUGAGCCUCAAAAGAAGGCUACAUGGAGUGUGGCAGAGAAUUUCCGCUACCUCAAUAGCUUCAGCUACGCUCGGGAGAAGGUUCAGGGCCUGGGGAAGAUUAUUGGAUUCCGCGUCAAGGUCUACGGAAAUAUCCAGCAGGACGGAAAGUUCUUUAACACCGAUUGGAGAAAGGUUCCUACACACCAGGGUGGCUUCCUGCUCGACGGUGGAGUGCACUAUACUGCCGGACUACGCUACCUGCUCGGACCUGACACCUUCAUCACUCGAUUGUCCGCCUUCACAACUCUGCUCAAGGAGCAUCUGCCUCCUGUUGACACAGUUGAUGCAAUUCUAAAAGCCAACACUGGUAUUCAGGGCACUUUCCAGUUGUCGAACGGAACUACCCUAGUCGGCCCCGAAUGGACCAUUGGAUGUGAAAACGGCAGUGUCAGUGUUGAGAAUUCCAAGAUCACCGUGCGAACCUUGGACGGCAAGGAAGAUGUUCAAAUUAUCGAGGAUGAGCGGACAGGCGUUCCACCCGAAGUUCGACAAUGGGGAGAGGCUCUUGCAGCGGGCAAGGUAAACCCUAAACAGAGCCCCAGCCAGGCUUUGGCAGACCUUGAAUUGCUCGAACUGAUGCUUCGUAGCGGAGCAAAGGAUGGGCAGCCGCAGACUUGCCACUGCCAACAACCUGCAAACAUCUAA
This is a messenger RNA of Penicillium cataractarum, 1059 nucleotides long. Its product is annotated as Gfo/Idh/MocA family protein. Lineage: Eukaryota; Fungi; Ascomycota; Eurotiomycetes; Eurotiales; Aspergillaceae. Gene Ontology annotation, molecular function: oxidoreductase activity; nucleotide binding. Gene Ontology annotation, cellular component: cytoplasm. The coding region runs from base 1 to 1059 and encodes 352 amino acids. The transcript has 5 exons. The record is from RefSeq and is a predicted model, not a curated record. Gene Ontology annotation, biological process: NADPH regeneration.